CUUUUCUGGUGACGCCAUGGAUCUUUGUCGAAGCUCGAUUUUGCUUUUGAUCAUUGCGUUGUUAUCUCCUAGGACACUAUCAAUGCGUUACGAACUAAAGUCUUCGAAAACGAAAUGUAUCGGAGAGGAGAUUCACGAAAACGCCAUGUCCAUUGGUAAAUACUUCAUCGUAAACCCUAACGAAGAUAAUCAUCCUCUUCCUGAUUCUCACAAGAUCAUCGUCAAGGUGAUGCCACCACAAGGGAAGAAUUUGCACGAAGCCGAUAAGGUAGAGGCUGGUCAGUUCUCGUUUACUGCUUAUGAAAAUGGGAGUUACGUAGCGUGCAUCACUGCCAUUGAUUAUAAGCCGGAGACCACGUUGACUAUUGAUUUUGAUUGGAAGACUGGUGUUCACUCUAAGGAGUGGACCAAUGUGGCUAAGAAGAGUCAAGUUGAUAUGAUGGAGUAUCAGGUUAAGACCUUGAUGGAUACUGUUAUUUCCAUACAUGAGGAGAUGUAUUAUCUUCGUGAAAGGGAAGAGGAAAUGCAAGAACUGAAUAGAUCCACAAACUCGAAGAUGGCGUGGUUGAGUUUCGGGUCGCUUGUGGUUUGUUUAUCGGUGGCUGGUCUACAAUUCUGGCACUUGAAAACUUUCUUUGAGAAAAAGAAACUCAUCUAAGUAGUAGACAUGCACACACAUACUCAUUUGCUGAUCAUAAGACCAUUAGAGAGCUAUAUAUAUAGCUUUGGGUAUACAACUGAUUUCAUAUUUUAUUUAAGGCAAAGAGAAAGCAAAUUCUUGUGAUGAUUUUUGGUGUCUCUCAAUUUCGUGUUUGAGUUUUGGGUUGGUAGUUAUCUGUCUUUUAAGUUUCCUUGAUAUGCUCCAGGAACAACAGCCAUAUACUCUAGUUCAUGUCUCAUAAUGAAUAAAAG
This is a messenger RNA of Arabidopsis thaliana (thale cress), 912 nucleotides long. Its product is annotated as emp24/gp25L/p24 family/GOLD family protein. Bases 17 to 658 code for a protein of 213 amino acids. Gene Ontology annotation, cellular component: Golgi cisterna membrane; Golgi apparatus; endoplasmic reticulum membrane. The record is from RefSeq and is marked reviewed. Lineage: Eukaryota; Viridiplantae; Streptophyta; Magnoliopsida; Brassicales; Brassicaceae. The transcript has 4 exons.